AUGGGGCCGCGAGGCUUUACAAACCCGGCUCCUAAGACCGAAUCGGCGCGUUCAGCUCUAAGCUCUUUCACCUGUAUUCUUUGCAAUAAGUCAUAUUCUCGUCACCCUGAGUAUGAAGCCCAUAUAGGGUCUUACGACCACCAGCAUCGCAAACGCCUUCAAGAUCUGAAGCAACUCUCUCGGGAUCCGAAUGCAGCGGAAAAGGCCAGGCGAGCCGAGAAAAAGGCCGAUGCGGAAGCGGGGCUGAGGGUCCUUGAUACUGGGAAAUUAGGCCCUGCCUCAAGCAUAGGAGGUAGCGGGGGCGGUGGUGGUUUCAAGAAAGGAGGCUUCAAAAGCUCCUUUACUACUGUUAAGGGCCCCAUUGCUCCUGGUGCGCCGACGAAAAAGAAUGUGCUAGGGGAUGACGAUGACGGAAGGGAUGAUACAUCGGCCAUGAAGGAGGCAAGUGACACCGCCCAUCUCAAAUCUGGGGAUUCUCCUAGUAUCUUACAAGAACAAGGGGAGAGUGACACGGAUGAAGAGUAUAUGACUGAUACUGUGGGUGGGAGAUACUAUGAUCCCCGGAGACCAACAGACUGUUUCACUGAAUGUAUUGGAAUCAAUCAUGCUCAGGCUCAGGCCGCGAACGCCUGA
Molecule: messenger RNA, 633 nt
Organism: Aspergillus puulaauensis
Lineage: Eukaryota; Fungi; Ascomycota; Eurotiomycetes; Eurotiales; Aspergillaceae
Product: putative C2H2 finger domain protein
Exons: 3
Coding region: 1-633 (210 amino acids)
Source: RefSeq, a predicted model, not a curated record